AUGCGGGCCAACGUUCCCCGUCUCUCCAUCGCCGUGGCAGUGUCGGCGCCGCUGGCGGCGUCGCUGCUGGUCGCGCCGGAUUCACCAUGCUCCAAAUUCUGCGGCAAUGUCCUCUCGUCGAUCUCCAGGGAAGAGAUGCCCUGCGAUAGCGGCAGCCUCACAAGAUCCUCAAAGGGCCUAGUUUGGGAGCAGUGUGUCGACUGUUUGCUUACAAGCACUCAUGUCUCCGGGAACGAGACGGAUCUCCAAUGGUUACUUUACAACCUGCGGUUCAAUAUGGGAUAUUGCCUGUUUGAUUCGGGUCCCAACAACCCAUGCGUUACGAGAACGGCAUGUGGUGAGCUAGAGGACGCAAUCAAAUACCAGAACUUCAGCACUACGGUUGGCGUUUACGACUAUUGCAGGAAUUGGGAAGCGGAUUUUGUCCCAAAGUGCUCGACUUGCCUCGACGUCCUUGACGAUGGCCAGUAUCUGAUCAACUACAUGACGGUUCUUGAAGCAGCAUGCGAGCAAAAGCCCUCGACCGGUUCGACAGUUUCUAUUCAGGGUGAUCUGUUUGGCUCCGAGGACGUUGUGAUCGUGCCGCCACAGCCUGCCUACGCGUCAGUGCCGAGUACCGACUACGGUCCCAUCUCCCUCGGCGGGCGGGUCGGCAUCGCCUUUGGCGGUUUCGCCUUUCUCCUGGCCGUGGCUGGUUUCUGCAUCGUAUGCAACGGCAAGCGGAAGCGGCGGGCAUUUCUGCGCGACCUCCAGCGCCGCCAUGAGGCCCAGGGCUGGCCGCAUCCCUCGACCCGCUACGGCGGCGGUGGCAGCGACAUGUUCGAGACUCCAGUCAGCCAAAAGCCCCUGCGCGGCUGGGAGACCGAGAGCCCUGUUAGCGCGCAUACGGACGGGGCUUUCCCUCGAUACUUCAGCCCCUACUCAAGCCAGUACAACAGCCCCGUAUCACCCGGCAGUGCCGGUCCCGUCGCGGCGAACUGGCCGUCGCUGCCGACCCAACAGCAGUUUGGGGAUCUGAUACAGCAGCAAUCACCCGUGCACGGCUCGCCCCCGCCGGCAUUCACGCAGUGGCCCACAGUAGGGCAGGAGAAGCUCCUCAUGCAGCAGCAAAUGCAAUACGACAAGAGGCAACAACAGGAUGUGAUAGGGGUGGCGCUAGGCGGCGACGAGGCGAGAUCGCCGUACCAGAUGCUGAACCAUAAUGGAUAUCCGGUCGACUCCAAGGGCAAGGAGCGAGGCGAAGAGUACGAGAUGGACAGCCCUUACAGCAGUAAAGGCAACACCGGCACCCUGGACCGAGACUACAGGUACCCGAUGCCGACCGAGCCGCGGGCACCGGUGCUGCAUCACCCGGGUUACGGGAGGCAUCAUCGUAUGACGGCCGCAGGAGUCGGCGAGGGCGUGGGAGAUGAUGAGUAUACGAUCAAGCCACAGAACACGGUGCCGGCGCUCGACACGAGCACCUGGCCGCUGUUGCUGAAGAAUUAUGAUAAGAUGCUUGUGCGGUCGGGACAUUUCACACCGAUUCCCAAUGGCUCUGCGCCGCACAAGCGCGACAUCAAGUCAUACGUCUCGAGCGGUGUCAUAAAUCUGGAUAAACCGUCAAACCCUUCGUCCCACGAAGUCGUCGCCUGGCUCAAGCGAAUUCUGCGCGUCGAGAAAACUGGUCAUUCCGGUACCUUGGACCCAAAGGUCACCGGCUGUUUGAUUGUCUGCAUUGACCGCGCCACGAGACUCGUCAAAGCCCAGCAGGGCGCGGGCAAGGAAUAUGUCUGCGUCAUCCGAAUGCACGAUACCGUUGCCGGCGGCGAGGCUGCUUUUGCCAAGGCCCUCGAGACGCUGACCGGCGCGCUCUUCCAGCGCCCGCCGCUCAUUUCGGCCGUCAAGCGCCAGCUCCGUAUCCGUACGAUCCAUGAGAGCAAGCUGAUCGAAUUCGAUAACGACCGCCACCUGGGUGUCUUCUGGGUGUCGUGCGAGGCCGGUACUUAUAUCCGUACACUCUGCGUGCACCUGGGUUUGUUGCUUGGUGUCGGUGCCCACAUGCAGGAGCUGCGCCGCGUACGCAGCGGUGUCAUGUCGGAGGACGAUGGACACAUGGUCACGUUGCACGACGUUCUCGACGCUCAGUGGCAGUACGACAAUGGCGGCGACGAGUCGUACCUGCGCAAGGUCAUCCAGCCCCUCGAGACGCUGCUUUGCACGUACAAGCGGCUCGUCGUCAAAGACUCGGCUGUCAAUGCAGUCUGCUACGGAGCAAAGUUAAUGCUGCCUGGUCUGCUCCGAUACGAUCCUGGCAUUGAGACCCAUGAGGAAGUUGUUCUCAUGACUACCAAGGGUGAAGCUAUUGCCAUUGGCAUUGCACAGAUGAGCACCGUCGAGAUGUCUACAUGUGACCAUGGUGUUGUUGCAAAGGUCAAGCGUUGCAUCAUGGAACGCGAUCUGUACCCCCGCCGCUGGGGCCUGGGUCCCGUGGCGCUUGAGAAGAAGAAGCUCAAGGCAAAUGGCAAGCUUGACAAGUAUGGCCGGCCCAACGAAGCCACUCCGGCCCAGUGGACCCAGGGUUACACAGAUUACACCGCCCCGGCCGGCUCGGCCGCGCCAGCCUCCCCUGAUAAGAAGGUCGAGGGCGCCGAGGUGACAUCCGAGGAGCAACCCGAGCCCAAGGAGGAGGUGAAGCCAGAGGAGGAAAAGAAGAAACGCAAGAAGCAUGAGGGCGAGACCGCCGAGGAGAAGGCGGAGCGCAAGCGUCUCAAGAAGGAGAAGAAAGCGGCGAAGAAGGCAGAGAAGGGGGAGGCGGAUGACAGCGACUAA
This is a messenger RNA of Canariomyces notabilis, 2811 nucleotides long. RefSeq names its product putative rRNA pseudouridine synthase. The coding region runs from base 1 to 2811 and encodes 936 amino acids. Gene Ontology annotation, cellular component: box H/ACA snoRNP complex. Gene Ontology annotation, molecular function: pseudouridine synthase activity; RNA binding. Gene Ontology annotation, biological process: rRNA pseudouridine synthesis; box H/ACA sno(s)RNA 3'-end processing; mRNA pseudouridine synthesis. The record is from RefSeq and is a predicted model, not a curated record. NCBI's taxonomy places the organism in Eukaryota, Fungi, Ascomycota, Sordariomycetes, Sordariales, Chaetomiaceae. The transcript has 9 exons.